CAGCGUGCUGCUGAGGAGCGUCGCAAGGCGAAGAAAGCACAAGCUGAAGUGCUGGCUGCCAAACAAGCGCUUAAAAAGCAGCAACACAACGCUCCAAUUGCUCAAAAAUCUCACAAUACACUUAAAAAGCGUAAGCGAAAAGUCUCACACAGUGCUGCAAAAAAUCUGACAAAGCGUUGUUGUGUUGUGGCUGGUCAAAGUCGUGUUGACGCUGCACUGCCAGCUGCGUCUCCCCCACCCAAAAUCACUGCGAGAGGCCGCAACUUGCAGUUACCAGCCAAAUAUAAAUAG
Molecule: messenger RNA, 291 nt
Organism: Didymella exigua CBS 183.55
Lineage: Eukaryota; Fungi; Ascomycota; Dothideomycetes; Pleosporales; Didymellaceae
Exons: 1
Source: RefSeq, a predicted model, not a curated record